Messenger RNA from Pseudovirgaria hyperparasitica, 616 nucleotides. RefSeq lists its product as uncharacterized. Gene Ontology annotation, molecular function: RNA binding. Lineage: Eukaryota; Fungi; Ascomycota; Dothideomycetes; Acrospermales; Acrospermaceae. The transcript is spliced from 2 exons. Bases 121 to 357 code for a protein of 78 amino acids. The record is from RefSeq and is a predicted model, not a curated record.
AUCUUGUCUACCACUUUUCUAAUCGCAUCGCACAGAGAAAGCCGCACGUCGGUCAAAAGCGCAACAUGCAAGACUCCGGCGAACAGGAUCGGGAAGCUACUCUCAAGCUCUUCGUUGGGUAUGUCUCGGGCUAGCGUUCAUCAGACAGACUAUCUAAUCAGCUCAUGUAGUGGGCUUGCGUGGCACACCGAUGAUGCUACCCUUCGUCAGAAGUUCGAGGAAUUUGGUUCUGUAGUCGAGGCUACUGUCGUCAAAGAUCGCGACACCGGCAGGAGCCGAGGUUUUGGCUUUGUGCGCUACGAAGAAUUGAACGAUUCCAUCAAAGCCAAGCGAGCCUUCGAAGAGCCCACCGAGUAAGACCCCACCCGUCCAAAACUGCAGCGAGGAGUUGAAUUACCUCGUAUUUGCGAAAUGCUCCAACAGUAUUAAUAACGAGACUCAGGUUUGAUGGUCGUCAGAUCCGUGUCGAUUACGCAAAGGACAACACCGACAGGGCCGGUUCUGGAGGCGGCUACGGAGGUGGUCGAGGAGGCCGUGGUGGCUAUGGUAUGCUUGCAUAUUCCCCUUAACCCCAUGUCCGCUAAAGAAGUUCAGGAGGUGGAGGUGGUUACGGUCG